Fusarium falciforme is the source of this 2103-nucleotide messenger RNA. RefSeq lists its product as hypothetical. The transcript has 4 exons. Lineage: Eukaryota; Fungi; Ascomycota; Sordariomycetes; Hypocreales; Nectriaceae. Gene Ontology annotation, biological process: positive regulation of transcription by RNA polymerase II. The coding region runs from base 1 to 2103 and encodes 700 amino acids. Gene Ontology annotation, cellular component: nucleus. The record is from RefSeq and is a predicted model, not a curated record. Gene Ontology annotation, molecular function: DNA-binding transcription factor activity, RNA polymerase II-specific; transcription cis-regulatory region binding; zinc ion binding.
AUGUCCCCGUAUUUCUCCUCCACCUCCCGCACCCCAUCCGACAUCCACCUCGAAACCGUCCGCUUCACUUGCCUCUUCCCAAGAUCUCGGACAGCAGCACUGAUUAUGGGCAGUCGGGGCGUGGCGGCUGCCGGGCCUGAUGUCCCAACCGUGGAUUCCGUCGACCUGGAGAGUGACCAGCUCACCGAGGUUCGGCGGUUGCUUUUCGGGGCCGAGUCUGCAGCACCCCCCCGCAAGCGCCGGCGAGGAGGCAAGGUCUACUCUGGCUGCGGGACUUGUCGGACACGCAAGAUCAAGUGUGACGAGCGUCGGCCAAAAUGCCACAACUGCGAACGAUCCCGCAUCUACAUGUGCGAUGGCUACGAAAACACCAGCGGCGCCUCAAGUGCCUUUCCAAUCGGCCACGAUGUCUUGGACUGGUCACAGAUUGGGAGUCUUGCCCAUGCCUCCGGCGCUAUUAGGCAUCAGGAUGGAUCGGCUGGGCCGGGCGGAGAGGGCGAGACGGCACAUUGGGAGGCGUUGGGAGAUAUCAUGAACAUCUUCAGUUGGUCUCCAACGGUGGAACGAAGGCCUGCCAGCCCUGACCAGUCUGACGAGAGCGAGAGACGAGACGACGGCCUCGACAACGACGCGCCGCCUCACAGCGGGCCAAUCACCCCUGUUGAGCUAGUGCAGCAACCAAGGCUGCCACUGUCCAUUACCGAUUCUGUUAUCGCGUCCGAGGUGACACAGAAGCUGAUUGACCAUUAUCGCACACGGGUCUGCGAAUUGAUGAUGCCCACUUCAGCCCCCUCGAAUAAUCCCUGGCUCCAGGUCUAUCUCCCCCUGGCUCUGAGACAGCCGCCGAGUCUGCCCCAGCAGAUUCUCCUGCACGCCAUUCUGGCCGUUGCAGCCUUUAACAGGUCCUAUCUCGCCUCGACAACUUCAGUCGUUGAUCGGAAACGGGGCCAGGAACACUAUGGGCGAGCAAUGGCCCUCCUCAGGACUGCUCUGGAUUCCCCAGACUCGUCCUCGGUGCUGGGACACGAAACCUCGGCCAGACAUGCGCUGAUGGCAUCAGCUCUUACGCUGACUACUGUUGAGGUGUUCAGUGGCGCAUCCGGUGGUGACGGAUACCAACAUUUGCUCCUUUGCAAACGAGUCAUUGAGCUGACGGGUGGUCUGGAGUCAUGGCUGUCGGACCCAACCUGCCUCACCCUCUUGCAGAUUUUCCGGUGCUAUCGUAUCGUUGCUGAGACAUCGGGACGUCUGGAUGUGCUCCAAGGCCCCCCAGACUGGUUACCUCUACACGAUUCCGUCUCUGAAUCACUUGAGAAGCCGCCGGAUUCGUCGACUGCCGGAGGCAUGGCUGAGACGGUGGCGAUUACAGGACCAACCGGAACCUACUCUCUCGACGUGACUUUUGGCAUCUCCGCCAAGACUCUCCACUACCUGAGCCAGAUCAGCACAUUCGCCAGGAUCAAGUCGAAACUCGGCCCAGAUGAAACAUGGCCCCCAGACUGCGUGCCAGACUUACUCAGGCUGGAAGCUGAUCUUUGUGACUCGCUGGACAACAUUGAAACAUUCAUUGACGCCCCCAGCCCAGACUCGAAUCCACUGAGGGGCACGUCUGGUUACAUCGCAGACGUGAUCAAGGAAAACCACAUGCUAACCUUCCAAUAUAGCGCAAGCAUCUUCUUCCGGAGAGCAUUGUGUGAUGGCUCGUCACGGAUUUCUCCCCCAGCAGCUCCCGGACUGGCAUCUGAUGCAAGUGUGCGACCGUCGGGGCAAACCUUGGUUUCCAAGGCGCUGGACUAUCUAGAGAAUAUCGACGCCGUCUCAAGAAACAUAGCAGUAGCAAACACUCUCUGGCCUGGGUUCAUCGCUGCGGUUGAAGCUGUAGAUACUGAUCUCAGGCAUCGGGCCCUCAUAUGGUUCGCUCGGGCAAAACGUCAUGGCAUCGGCAAUGUCUCCCAAGCAGUCUCUCUUGUCAUGGAGGUCUGGAGGAGGGUCGAUCGCCAGUUUAUCAACCACGGUAACCAGGACGGGCUACAGCUUGAGCUGGGUAGUGUGGACUGGAGGGAAGUAAUGCGGGAGAAGAACAUGUAUAUUAUGCUUACUUGA